This is a messenger RNA of Triplophysa rosa, 1429 nucleotides long. RefSeq names its product mediator complex subunit 7 (gene med7). The transcript is spliced from 2 exons. Bases 142 to 864 code for a protein of 240 amino acids. Gene Ontology annotation, cellular component: mediator complex. Gene Ontology annotation, molecular function: transcription coregulator activity. The record is from RefSeq and is a predicted model, not a curated record. Lineage: Eukaryota; Metazoa; Chordata; Actinopteri; Cypriniformes; Nemacheilidae. Gene Ontology annotation, biological process: regulation of transcription by RNA polymerase II.
GAUUGCUUCAUCUUUCGAUCUGCAGUAGAAAUUAUUUGAGACAUGCGAGACGGUUCAUUCGCUGUGUAUGUUUUCAGAAAAUCUGUCUACAUAACCCACAUUACUUGAUAUCGAAUAAAGGCGGUUGAUUCGAUAUCCAAAAUGGGGGAGCCACAGCAGGUCAGUGCUCUUCCGCCACCACCUAUGCAGUACAUCAAGGAGUACACGGAUGAGAAUAUGCGAAAAGGGUUGGCCCCCAAACCUCCACCCCCCAUUCGAGACAGUUACAUGAUGUUUGGUAAUCAUUUCCAGUGUGAUGACCUCAUCAUUCGACCUUUGGAGAGCCAGGGCAUUGAGCGCCUCCACCCCAUGCAGUUUGACCAUAAAAGAGAGCUGAAGAAACUAAAUAUGUCCAUUCUGGUGAACUUUCUUGACCUCCUGGACAUCCUCAUCAAAAGCCCAGGCAGCAUUAAGCGAGAGGAAAAGCUUGAAGACCUGAAACUCCUUUUUGUCCACAUCCAUCACCUCAUCAAUGAGUACCGGCCUCACCAGGCCAGGGAGACACUUCGUGUGAUGAUGGAGGUUCAGAAGAGACAGAGGCUGGAGACAGCUGAGAGAUUCCAGAAGCACCUGGAGCGGGUUGUGGAGAUGAUUCAGGGAUGUCUUGCUUCACUGCCUGAUGAUUUGCCACAACCAAAUAGUACGGGGGAGGCUGGUGGUGCCGGCAUAGCGGGAGCCUUUAGACUAAAAACAGAACCUAUGGAUGUAGCUGAGGCGGGAGUUAGCUGCAUGGUUGUGCAAACAGACAAAAACAUUUCCUCGGAGCGGGACAAAGUGUGGGAUAAGGAUUCUUCAAUGUGCAGAAUUAUUGAUGAAAUGACUUGAGCUGCCUAAAAAAAUGUUUUUGUUUUGUUUUAUGGUUAUUCAAGAAAUGUCAGUUUUCUGUCUCUGUCAAAAGGCAUAGGCAACCAACAAGCAGAACAAAUUAUGGGCAUUUUUACUGUUUACACAGUGGUCAGUUUAUAGUCCAAGUAGAAUAACAUGCAUAAAAUAAUUAAAAAAAAAGGUGAUCUACUUUUCAAUUGCAUAUUUGCCCCAUUCUGCUUUUUCUAUUACAUCAUACAGGUGAAACAUAUUUUGUAAAUGUGUUCGGCUUGUUAAAUGCACAUGACUUUAUUGUGCAGCAGCCAAAUAUUAUAUAAGUAUUGGCAGGAAGUAAUUUAUAGGUCUUUACAGUACUUCAGUGUUUUGAUGAAAAUAAAGGGUAACCCAUAAGUAUCUAUUUACAGCCAUGAAAUGUCUUCUGUACUUUUUAUAUGGUAUAGUUGAUCAAUUGUGGCAAAACAGUGUGGGUCCCUAAGUGACACCUGCUUCCUUUAAAAAUAUGUAUAUAAAUAAAAUGAAUGAAAAAUAAAUGAAGACUUGUGCAGUUAGGUUCUUUUGAAAUGUG